AGAAUGACGAAUAUGUGGAAGGUGGUGAAGCCGGUGGUGUUGAUGGUGAUUGUGCAGAUAGCAAAUGCAUGGAUGAAUGUUCUCUACAAGCUUGCUGUCAACGAUGGCAUGAGCCUCAGAGUAGUUGUUGCCUACCGCUAUAUCUUCGCUACUGCUUUCAUUGCUCCUCUUGCUUAUAUUCUCGAGAGGAAGACAAGGACAAAGAUGACUUGGACCAUUCUCUUUCAGUCAUUCUUGUGCGGUUUAUUUGGGGGAGCAUUGGCUCAAAACUUACAAAUGGAAGCGCUUGCUUUAACUUCUGUAACAUUUGCAACCGCCAUAUCCAACUUGAUUCCGGCUAUCACCUUCAUCUUAUCCCUCUUUUUUGGAAUGGAGAAAUUGAAUCUGAGAAAAGCAGCAGGAAAGGCAAAGAUAAUAGGAACAAUGACUGGAAUUGGCGGGGCAAUGUUGAUGACAUUCUAUAAAGGCGUGGAAGUUAAGAUGCUAUCCUUUCACAUUAACCUCUUCAAUCAACGAAAUAGCGGCGGCUCAUCACAUGGUGGCGGAGGGUUAUUCUUGGUGGGUGCUGUGUCGUCGUUCUUCUUCAACGCAUCUUAUGCGUUGUGGCUGAUAAUUCAGGCGAAGAUGAGUAGCGCAUAUCCGUAUCCCUAUUCAAGCACUGCACUCAUGUGUUUAAUGGCUGCACUUCUGUCUGUUAUCUUCACAUUUUGUGUUGAGAGGGAUUUGAGUCAAUGGAAGUUGGGUUGGAAUGUCAGGCUACUCACUGUAGCUUACGCUGGUAUAGUGGUUUCGGGAGUGAUGGUGGCUGUGACAUCGUGGUAUCUACGCAUGAAAGGUCCAUUGUUUGUCUCUAUUUUUAGUCCUCUCAUGCUAGUGGUUGUUGCUUUUGCUGGAUCCACCAUUCUUGAUGAAAAGCUAUAUCUUGGAAGCAUAAUUGGAUCGUUGUUGAUUGUGUGCGGCUUAUACCUGGUUCUGUGGGGUAAAAACAAAGAGAUGAUGAAAAAUCAACUAGUGCCAAUAUGCCAUCAAUAG
Messenger RNA from Arachis duranensis, 1032 nucleotides. Its product is annotated as WAT1-related protein At1g68170-like. Gene Ontology annotation, cellular component: plasma membrane. The transcript has 6 exons. Gene Ontology annotation, molecular function: transmembrane transporter activity. The record is from RefSeq and is a predicted model, not a curated record. Lineage: Eukaryota; Viridiplantae; Streptophyta; Magnoliopsida; Fabales; Fabaceae. Bases 4 to 1032 code for a protein of 342 amino acids.